Messenger RNA from Cyprinodon variegatus (sheepshead minnow), 1255 nucleotides. RefSeq lists its product as uncharacterized. NCBI's taxonomy places the organism in Eukaryota, Metazoa, Chordata, Actinopteri, Cyprinodontiformes, Cyprinodontidae. The coding region runs from base 47 to 1255 and encodes 402 amino acids. The transcript has 7 exons. The record is from RefSeq and is a predicted model, not a curated record.
UGCUUUGAUAAAUUAUGGAAAACUUCAGAUUUUUGAGGAGAUUUACAUGAACAAACUUUACUGGAGCAAAACCUCUGGACUCCUUAUGAUCACAGACCUGCAGAGGAGCGACUCAGGAAUUUAUACCAUUGACUCUAAAAAAGGAAAAGUUUUCUAUACUUUCUACAAUCUCACAGUUUAUGAUCCUCCUCCAAGCCCUGCAGUACGAUUCCUGACUGUGAGCUCUGAGAUCUGCUGGUUGCUCUGUUCUGUGGACAAUCCAACGUCGCUGCUGUGGUACAAAGACGAGGAGAUACUGAACCAGAGCAGUUCUGCUGUCUCUUUACCCAUCACUGUCUACAGAAAUGACAGAGACUCAUCAUAUAGAUGUGUAGCAGCCAACCCUGCAGGAAACAAGACAUUUCACCUAGAUGUGAGGACAUCCUGUGGGUUCAAUGAGACAGAAAGUUCUGAUCAUGAAAGAUACCACUGGACUGUAAUACCAGUUGUCAUUGGGGUUCUUCUCUGUGCUGUUCUGCUCAUCUACCUGCUCAAAUGGAAGCUUCCAGAGACAAAGACAACCAGACAAAUACAAGAUCUACCAGCAGCAACCCUGUCUCUACAAACACCCGCUCCCUGUCCCAGUGAAGAAGUGAUGAUGAGAUUAUCUGCAGCUGAAGAAGUAAAGAAGAACCUGAUCGGAACAAUUGGUGGAAACCUCACUUUCCCAGAUCCUCUGCUGGAGUUUGGAUUUCUUUUAAAAGGAAGAAUCAUUGCUUCAAUAAAUGAUGAAAAACUUCAGACUUUUGAGGAGAUUUACAUGAACAAACUUCACUGGAGCAAAAACUCUGGACUCUUUAUGAUCACAGACCUGCAGAGGAGCGACUCAGGAAUUUAUACCAUUGACUCUAAAAAAGGAAGAGUUUUCUAUACUUCCUAUAAUCUCACAGUUUAUGGUGAUGGACCCAAUGGGGAAUGGCUUUGCAUCAUGCCUUCAGACUCGGCCCGGCCAGGUCUUACGAGGAAGAAGCCGUCCGAUAGGCGCUGGCCAAUGAACUCUAACCUGGCCUGGUUCCAGGUCUUCAUAAAGACGUUUAAACCAAGCAGCUUGCUGGAAGGGAAGGAGCUGGACCUUUUGAAGGAGGUGGAGCAUUACAUGCUAGAAAUAGUUAGGCUUGCCUCCACAUAUAGCUUGGCAUCUGAAUUUGCCCAACCAGUCGAUGUGUUUGUGCACCUGGAGAAGGCAUUCAACCGGGUCCCUCAUGGUGUCCAGUGA